GAUCAGGUGAGCAACAGAGGCGCGUCGGAGUGUACUGAUCGCCCCACUGAGUUUACUAUAAGUUUACCUCCCGUCACCACCUCUUAUAUGAAGGUUCCCAGUGAGAGUGAAUGAACCUGAAUCUUAAUGUGUUCGUGAUGUGGGCCUCGCUACUGUGUGUCCCUCUCCUCCUCGCCUCCGUCCACGGGUGCGGGGAGGUGAGGCCCCGGGCGGAGGUGGUGUGCUACUACAGCAGUGGUGACAGCGAGGCAGGUGCUGUGGCUGCUGCCCUCGACCCCUGCAAGUGUACGGUCCUGGUGGUCACCGGCGCCACCCUCCACACCGACCUGGCUCUCUCCUCCACCCUCGACAUGAAGGAGGUGAAGGCGCUGAAGGAGAAGAACCCGGACCUGAGGGUGGUGGUGUCCGUGGGAGGAGACAGGGUGAAGAGCGAGACCUUCUCGCUGCUGACGGCGUCCGUCGACGGCGUGGCCAACUUCACCAAGGGCGUCCUCGACUUCCUGGUCGCCAACGAUCUCGACGGCAUCGAAGUGGACUGGCGCUGGCCGGGCGCCGCCGGCGGCCACAAGGAGAAGGACGACCUUACCACGCUCAUGAAGGUCCUGCGACUAGUUCUGGACCAGCGAGUCCACAGCGUGAGUCGCAGAGCAGCCCAAGACGACCCGACGGAAGCCCUGCUGGAGGAGGUGACGGAGGCGGUGACAGAGGAAGGUGACGACGCUGGACUGACCACCAUUGAGCCACAGCUGGAGCUCGACAGCUCGGGGUCAGACUACGCGGAGUUGGACUCCGGCUCCCAGUACGAGGUGACGCUCAGGCCCACUCCCGCUGAGGUAAGCUUCCAGGUGACACACCACUCACAUAAGGAGAAGACAGAGGACAAGGAAGGCAAGAACAACACAAAGUCACCUAAACGGCCGUACCGUGGGCGGGUCAAGUUCAGAGACUACUUCAAGGUGGAGGACCACCCCAGCCUCACCACCGCCAAGCCCACCCACUCCACCCUGGCCGCCACACCCAAGGUGGCCAAGGCGCGCAAAAGAGGGCAGCGGGUUAGAGGUGAAGCGGUGAGACGUCUUGGGAGAAGAAGGCGACCCCAGCAGACCCCAACGACCCCCACGACCCCCACGGCCUCCACGACCCCCACAGCCUCCACCACCCACACCAUCCUCCUCAUGAUGACCCUCUCCCCCUCCCCGGAGUACAUCGUCAAGGGAUACGACCUCAAGGAACUGGCCAAGAUCGUCGACCUCUUCAGCCUACCCACCCACAACCUGACGGAGGAGGAGGUCGCCAGGCCUGACGCCGCCAUCCAGACCUUCCACCACUCUCGCCUCAUGGGGGUUUCCGACCUCCACAACGCUGACUCUGUGGUGGACCUGGUGGUGAGCCUGGGAGUGCCCCUGGAGCGCCUGGUGCUGGGAGUGCCCACCACAGCCGCACUCUUCACCCUCAAGCACCAAGACGACAACUCCGUCGGCGCCUCCGCCCUGAAGACUCCAGUCUUCACCCCAUACUCGCAGGCGUGUGUCAUGAUGGCGAGCGGCAACUGGACGGUGGAGCGCGACGAGGACCUCACGGGGCCCUACGCCUUCUCCAACACCACCUGGCUCGCCUUCGACGACGCCACCAGCGUUAAGAUCAAGAGCAAGUAUGUGCUCCUGAGGGGUCUGGCCGGCGUCGCCCUUCACAACCUCCGCCAUGAUGACUGGCGAGACUCCUGCAGCCAGGGCGCCUUCCCCAUCCUCUCCUCCGUCUACGACACCUUCACCCAGCUGGCAAGGACCCCACGUCGAGCCCUUCUGCAGAGUCUGGUGGACGACCUGGAGGCCGCAGAGUCGUCCGUCAACUCCGUAUCCGUCGCUACUCGCGGGGACCUGCGCAACUCUCCCUACAAGAUAGUCCGCGUGGUGGACAGGACAGGAGCCAUCAAAGCCUUCAGAGACGCCUCUGACAGCCGGUUCGAGUGCUCCCGCCAGGGCUACUACCGGGACCCUGCUGACUGUUCCCAGUUUUAUCGCUGCGUAAAGUUUAACCAAUAUAUCGAUGAUUUCACCGUCUUUGAGUACUCGUGCCCCAACGGCCUGGUGUUUGACGACCGCUGGGAGAUCUGCGCCUGGCCCUCGGCGGCUCCUCCCUGCGACGGAUCAUCAGAGAUCUUCCCGGUGCCCCGCAAGAAGUUUGUCUGUCCAGGUGAAGGGUAUUUCACAGACCCGGAGAACUGUCGCUGGUUCUUCGCUUGCAGAGACUACUACGGCAACGACACUUACUUACAGUAUGAAUUUAGGUGUCCAUUCGGUCUUGCCUACGAUGAAGAUAACGGUAUCUGCAACUGGCCCUGGCUAGUAGGUUCUUGUGGACUAAGUGGCCAGGCUCCCGGCGACUAUGGCGUGGCAGCGGGCGCAGUACCGGUGCGGGUGGAUGCCAUAGCAACAGGUGGGUUUGGCCGAGGCAAGAACAUAGCGAGCAGCGGUGCAGUGACCCAGAGUCUUCGUGAGGGAGGCAGGGAGAGCUGCACGGACUGCAGCUCUGUUGAGAUGACGAUCGGUGGGAAGGGCGUGUACGACGUCGAUAAAGGCAUCAUAGUUUCUGCCGAACUCAGUAACGAGCGACUGUCUUACAAGAGCUUCGUGUCCUCGGAACAGUCCACAUUCUCGGGCACCAAGUCAAGAGGACAUUCUCGCGGGCGCGGAAAGCAGGGUAGCACGGGUAUUGGCUCUGGCGCCUUCGGUUCAUCCUUAGAUCAGUUGGAUGGCCGCGGUACUUCCUCAGGAGGUCAAGCAGCCGAGAAAUACGAUUACUCUCGCCCCUCACAAGGGCUGCCUUCCGCAGUCUCCAGCAGCAGAGGCUCCAGCGGCCACAGAACACCCGCCACUGACACCCUUCCCGCCUCACCUGUCUCAACAACCUCUGGAUAUGAUUACUCCGAACCCCAGCAAACUGUCCGCCCUUCGACUUCGCGCCGCCCAGCGACCUCGCGCGGCCCAUCGACCUCGCGCCGCCCAGCGACUUCGCGCCGCCCAUCGACCUCCGGGUCAGCAGUAACGUCAGCCCUGACAGUGUUCUCCCCCAGCAGUGGGUCUCCAGUCAGUAAAACACCCGCUGGGUAUUCUUAUUCUGGCCCCGACAAGUCCCCCACUUCUUUCUCUCCCAGCACCUCACAGUCUCUAUCUUCCUCUGGUGGAUUUGGCAGUGGUGGUGGAUCAGGAGGACGUGGUGGAGUAGGCGGAAGUGGUGGAUUUGGCAGUGGUGGUGGAUCAGGACAUGGUGGAGUAGGUGGCAGUGGUGCUGGAUCAGGGGGACAAGGUGGAGUAGGCGGUAGUGGUGGAUUUGGCAGUGGUGGAGCAGGCGGUAGUGGUGGAUUUGGCAGUGGUGGUGGAUCAGGAGGACGUGGUGGAAUAGGCGGAAGUGGUGGAUAUGGCAGUGGUGGUGGAUCAGGAGGACGUGGUGGAGCAGGCGGUAGUGGUGGAUCAGGACAUGGUGGAGUAGGUGUCAGUGGUGGAUUUGGCAGUGGUGGUGGAUCAGGGGGACAAGGUGGAGUAGGCGUAAGUGGUGGAUUUGGCAGUGGUGGAGCAGGUGGUAGUGGUGGAUUUGGCAGUGGUGGAGCAGGCGGUAGUGGUGGAUUUGGCAGUGGUGGUGGAUCAGGAGGGCGUGGUGGAGUAGGCGGUAGUGGUGGAUCAGGAGGACACGGUGGAGUAGGGGGUAGUGGUGGAUUUGGCAGUGGUGGUGGAUCAGGACAUGGUGGAGUAGGCGGUAGUGGUGGAUCAGGAGGGCGUGGUGGAGUAGGCGGUAGUGGUGGAUCAGGACAUGGUGGAGUAGGUGUCAGUGGUGGAUUUGGCAGUAGUGGUGGAUCAGGGGGACAAGGUGGAGUAGGCGGAAGUGGUGGAUUUGGCAGUGGUGGUGGAUCAGGACAUGGUGGAGUAGGCGGUAGUGGUGGAUUUGGCAGUAGUGGUGGAUCAGGAGGACACGGUGGAGUAGGGGGUAGUGGUGGAUUUGGCAGUGGUGGAUCAGGAGGACACGGUGGAGUAGGCGGUAGUGGUGGAUCAGGAUAUGGUGGAGUAGGUGGCAGUGGUGGAUCAGGGGGACAAGGUGGAGUAGGGGGUAGUGGUGGAUCAGGACAUGGUGGAGUAGGCAGUAGUGGCGGAUUUGGCAGUGGUGGUGGAUCAGGAGGACGUGGUGGAGUAGGCGGUAGUGGUGGAUCAGGAUAUGGUGGAGUAAGGGGUAGUGGUGGAUUUGGCAGUAGUGGAUCAGGAGGACAAGAUGGGUUAGGCGGAAGUGGUGGAUUUGGCAGUAGUGGUGGAUCAGGACAUGGUGGAGUAGGCGGUAGUGGUGGAUUUGGCAGUAUUGGUGGAUCAGGACAAGGUGGAGUAGGCGGAUUUGGCAGUAGUGGUGGAUCAGGGGGACAAGGUGGAGUAGGGGGUAGUGGUGGAUCAGGAUAUGGUGGAGUAGGCAGUAGUGGUGGAUUUGGCAGUAGUGGAUCAGGAGGACAAGGUGGAGUAGGCGGAAGUGGUGGAUUUGGUAGUAGUGGUGGAUCAGGACAUGGUGGAGUAGGCGGUAGUGGUGGAUUUGGCAGUAUUGGUGGAUCAGGAGGACAAGGUGGAGUAGGGGGUAGUGGUGGAUUUGGCAGUAGUGGAUCAGGAGGAAGUGGUGGAGUAGGCGGAAGUGAUGGAUUUGCCAGUAGUGGUGGAUCAGGAGGACAUGGUGGAUCAGGCAGUAGUAUUGGAUCAGGGCAAGGUUCUGUUGGCAGUGGUGGAUUCGAAAGUAGUAGAGGCUCCCUAGGACACGAUGGAUCAGGGAGCGGUGGAUCAAGUGACAUCAGUGGAUCAACUAGUAGCAGAGGAUAUGGAGACAGAGGUGGAUCACGACGUGGUGGAUCACGACGUGGUGGAUCAGCAAGUGGCGGCGGUACUGCACGACCAACAUCUUCGGCCACACCCGCAAGUCCUACUUCGGGCGGCUAUUCUUACACAACUCCGUCGAGGCCUUUUGAUCCUGUAGGCUCUUCCAGUGGAGGGUCGCCAAGACCGUCUUCGUCUCCUGGAUACUCAAGUUCUCGACCCACGACACCAUUCACUCUUGGGUCAUCGUCAAGUGAAGAGGAUUCAUCUAGUGGGUACUCAUACCAAACCCCAGCCAGUCCAUUUGUUACUCAGCCAUCAACUCCGCUCUCCCCGCGUCCAACCUCCCCUACCACUUACAGACCAGCAUCCAGGCCAUCCUCCCCUACCACUUACAAACCAGCAUCCAGGCCAUCCUCCCCUACCACUUACAAACCAGCAUCCAGGCCAUCCUCCCCUACCACUUACAGACCGAAGUCCCGCCCAACUUCAGCUGCCACUUACCAAACUCCAGCUCGUCCAACCCCCACACCCAGCUUCAGACCGCCUCGCCCAGUCUCCCCCGCUACCACCCUCAAGGCAACACCCAGUCCAUACGAACCUGGAAGACCGAGGCCGACUCCAACACCCACUCAAUUUAAACCAUCUACCGGAUAUUCCUACGAAGAGCCUUCGGUUCCAUUCGGACCGAUUUCUGGCUCUUCUGGUUCCUCAAGUCACUUCUCGUCAGGUUCUGUAAGCCAAUUUUCCCCUGGCACUUCGAGCAUUUCGUCUGGUUCUUCUGGCCACUUCUCUAUUGGGUCUUCAGGUCUUUCGUCCAGUUCUUCUGGCAGUCAGGCCUCGGGAUAUGCCUACGAGCCUCCACCUGGCGGCAAGACUUUUGAUCCCUUCGGCUCGCAGGCUUCAGGGAGCAGCGUCCAGUCACUUGGAGACCGCCAGUCGACUAAGUUCGGUGGAUCGGAGGCUUACGGAUCAAGCAGUAUUGGCGGCAGUGGGUCACAGGGGGAGUCUAGUGGAUUGAGUCAUUUUGGUAUCGGUGGCGCGUCUGGAAGCAGUGGAUCAGGCGGCAGCAGUAGUGGAUUUGGAGCCAGUGGAUCAAGUGAUAUCAGUAGCGGUGGAUACGGAGGUAGUGGUGGAUCGGCAGGCAGUGAAUCAAGUGGCAGCAACAUCAGUGGAGGAUCAGUACGUGGUGGUGGUGGUAGAUUUGGAAGUGGUGGAUCACGUGGUAUUGGUGGAUCAGGCACUAAAGCCAGUAGUGGAUCGCAAGGAGCGUCUAGUGGAUUUAGCCACUUUGGUAUUAGUGGAGGAUCUGGAAGCAGUGGAUCAAGUAGCAGCAGCAGCAGCAGUAGAGGAUUUGGAGGCAGUGGAUCAGUUGAUACCAGUAGCGGUGGAUACGGUGGUAGUGGUGGAUCAGCAGCUAGUGGUAGUAGAUUUGAAAGCAGUGGAUCCAGAGGUAGUAGUGGUGGAUCAGGCAGUACAGCCAGUAGUGGAUCACAAGGAGCGUCAAGUGGAUUUAGUCACUUUGGUAUUAGUGGCGGAUCUGGAAGCGGUGGAUCAAGCAGCAGCAGCAGCAGUAGUAGUGGAUUCAGAGGCAGUGGAUCAGUUGAUACCAGUAGCGGUGGAUACAGUGGUAGUGAUGGAUCAGUGGGUAGUGGUGGAUCAGUAGCUAGUGGUGGAUCAGUAGCUAGUGGUGGAUCAGCAGCUAGUAGUGGAUCAGCAGCUAGUGGUGGUAGAUUUGAAAGCAGUGGAUCCAGAGGUAGUGGUGGAUCAGGCAGCAGAGCCAGUAGUAGAUCGCAAGGAGUAUCAAGUGGAUUUAGUCACUUUAGUAUUAGUGGUGGAUCUGGAAGCGGUGGAUCAAGCAGCACCAGCAGUAGUAGUGGAUUCAGAGGCAGUGGAUCAGUUGAUACCAGUAGCGGUGGAUACAGUAGUAGUGAUGGAUCAGUGGGUAGUGGUGGAUCAGUAGCUAGUGGUGGAUCAGUAGCUAGUGGUGGAUCAGUAGGUAGUGGUGGAUCAGCAGCUAGUGGUGGUAGAUUUGAAAGCAGUGGAUCCAGAGGCAGUGGUGGAUCAGGCAGCAGAGCCAGUAGUGGAUCACAAGGAGCGUCAAGUGGAUUUAGUCACUUUGGUAUUAGUGGCGGAUCUGAAAGUGGUGGAUCAAACAGCAGCAGCAGUAGUGGAUUCAGAGGCAGUGGAUCAAGUGAUACCAGUAGCGGUGGAUACGGUGGUAGUGGUGGAUCAGUAGGUAGUGGUGGAUCAGUAGCUAGUGGUGGAUCAGUAGCUAGUGGUGGUAGAUUUGAAAGCAGUGGAUCCAGAGGCAGUGGUGGAUCAGGCAGCAGAGCCAGUAGUGGAUCACAAGGAGCAUCAAGUGGAUUUAGUCACUUCGGUAUUAGUGGCGGAUCUGAAAGUGGUGGAUCAAGCAGCAGCAGCAGUAGUGGAUUUAGAGGCAGUGGAUCAAGUGAUAGUAGUAGCGGUGGAUACGGUGGUAGUAGUGGAUCACGUGGUCUUGGUGGAUCAGGCAGUGCUACCAUUGGUGGAUCACAAGGGGAGUCUAGUGGAUUGAGUCACUUCGGUAUAAGUGGCGGAUCUGGAAGCAGUAGUGGAUUUGGAGGCAGUGGUGGAUCACGAGGUCAUGGCGGAUCACGAGGCCGUGGUGGAUCAAGCAGCAGCAGCAGUGGAUACGCAGGUAAUGAUGGAUCAGGAAGUACAACCAGUAGUGGAUCACAAGUAGCGUCCAGUGGAUUGAGUCACUUCAGUGUAAGUGGCGGAUCUGGAAGCAGUGGAUCAAGUAGCGGCAGUAGUGGAUUUGGAGGCAGUGGUGGAUCACGAGGUCAUGGCGGAUCACGAGGCCGUGGUGGAUCAGAAAGUGGUGGAUCAAGCAGCAGCAGUGGGUACACACACAGUGGUGGAUCAAGCAGCAGCAGUGGUGGAUCACGAGGUAUAACUGGAGGAUUGAGCACCACCGGUGGAUCAAGAGGCAGUGGUUCCUCCAGUGGAGUGAGCCAUUUUAGUAUUGGUGGUGGAUUAGGCGAUAAUGGCCGACUUGAAGGUAGUGGUGGAUUAAAAGUCAGUGGUUCUAGAAGCAGUGGAUCAAGCGGCAGUAGUGGAUAUGGAAGCACAAGUGGGUCAGAGGCCACGUCUGGUGGAUCUGGGAGUAGUGGAUCCAGAGGCAGUGGUGGAUCAGGGGUCUCCUCUAGCGCAUUAAACCACUUUGGUAUUAGCGGUGGAUCAAGUGGUAGCAGUGGUGGAUCAAGUAGUAGCCGUGGAUCAAGUGGAAGCCGUGGAUCAAGUGGCAGCCGUGGAUCAAGUGGCAGCAGUGGUGGAUAUAGCAGUUCAGGAUUUAACGGUCUUGGUGGAUCGGUAGGCGGCGGUGGAUCUAGUAGCAAUGGAGCUUCUGGUGCUGUGAGCCACUUUAGCAUUGAGGGUGGAUCAGGACGUGGUGGAUUAGGUAGCCAUGAUGGCUCUGGAGGUUAUGAUGGAUUUAGUGGUAGUGGUGGAUCAGGAGCCAGUGGUUCAGGCAGCAUCAGUGGUGGAUCAGGAGCCAGUGGUUCAGGCAGCAUCAGUGGUGGAUCAGGAGCCAGUGGUUCAGGCAGCAUCAGUGGUGGAUCAGGAGCCAGUGGUUCAGGCAGCAUCAGUGGUGGAUCAGAAGCCAGUGGUUCAGGCAGCAUCAGUGGUGGAUCAAGAGCCAGUGGUUCAGGCAGCAUCAGUGGUGGAUCAAGAGCCAGUGGUUCAGGCAGCAUCAGUGGUGGAUCAAGAGCCAGUGGUUCAAGUGGCAUCAGUGGUGGAUCAAGAGCCAGUGGUUCAAGUGGCAUCAGUGGUGGAUCAAGAGCCAGUGGUUCAAGUGGCAUCAGUGGUGGAUAUGGCGGAAGUGGUGGAUCACUGAGCCAAAGUGGAUCAGGAAGAGGAGGUUCAUCUAGUGGACUUAGUCACUUUGGGAUUACUGGCGGAUCAGGAGGCCAUGGUGAAUCAAGCAUUAGUGGUGGAUCAAGCGGCUAUGGUGGAUCAGAAGCCAGUGGAUCACGUGGCAUCAGUGGUGGAUCAGGAGCCAGUGGUUCAAGUGGCAUCAGUGGUGGAUCAAGAGCCAGUGGUUCAAGUGGCAUCAGUGGUGGAUAUGGCGGGAGUGGUGGAUCACUGAGCCAAAGUGGAUCAGUAGAUGCAAUUUCUACAAGUGGACUUAGCCACUUUGGUAUUACUGGUGGAUCAGGAGGCAGUGAGUCAAGUGGCAGCAGUGGAUUUGCAGGAGGCAGUGGAUCAGGUCAUGCCAUACGUGGCAGUAGCGGUGGAUCAAGGCAUGCUGGAUCAGAUGGAAGCAGUGGAACACAUGGCGGAUUUGGUGGAUCAGGAAUCGAUGGUGCUGUUAGUGGGGCGAGUCACUUCAGCAUUGGAUCAGGAAGUGGUGGAUCUGGAGGCCGUGGUGGAUCAGGAGGCCGUGGUGGAUCAGGAGGCCGAGGUGGAUCUGAAGGCCGUGGUGGAUCUGGAGGCCGUGGUGAAUCUGAAGGCCGUGGAGGAUCUGGAGGCCGUGGUGGAUCUGAAGGCCGUGGUGGAUCUGAAGGCCUUGAUGGAUAUGGAGGAAGUAUCUCUGGAAGUAGUAGUGGAUCAGGUAGUUCCGGAGGAUCAGGAGGCCUAGGUGGAUCAGGAGGCCUACGUGGAACAGGAGGCCAAGGUGGAUUUGGAGGAAGUGGUGGAUCAGGGGCUCAAGGUGCAUUUGGAGGAAGUGGUGGAUUAGGGGCUCAAGGUGGAUUUGGCGGUAGUGGUGGAUCAGGGGGCCAUGGUGGAUUUGACGGCAGUAGUGGGUCAGGAGACUAUGGUGGAUUUGGCGGCAGUAGUGGCUUAGGGGGCCAAGGUGGAUUUGGCGGAAGUGGUGGAUCAGGGGGCCAAGGUGGAUUUGGCGGUAGUGGUGGAUCGGGAGGCCAAGGUGGAUUUGGCGGUAGUGGUGGAUCAGGGGACCAAGGUGGAUUUGGAGGCAGUGGUGGAUCAGGGGGCCAAGGUAGAUUUGGCGGGAGUGGGGGAUCAGGGGGCCAAGGUAGAUUUGGCGGGAGUGGGGGAUCAGGAGAUCGAGGUGGAUUUGGCGGGAGUGGAGGAUCAGGGGGCCAAGGUGGAUUUGGCGGGAGUGGAGGAUCAGGGGGCCAAGGUGGAUUUGGCGGGAGUGGAGGUUCAGGGGGCCAAGGUGGAUUUGGCGGGAGUGGAGGAUCAGGGGGCCAAGGUGGAUUUGGCGGGAGUGGAGGAUCAGGAGGUCGUGGUGGAUAUGGCGGUAAUGGUGAAUCAGGUGGACGAGGUAAGCCUGGACACACUGGAGGCGUGGGCGGCGUGGGUGGCGUGGGCGGCGUGGGUGGCGUGGGACCUGAUGGUCCGAGCGGUCCCUACCCCUCAGGGACGGCUGGUAAGUCUUCAGGAAGAGGAGCUGGAUUCGGAGGAUCAAGGAAGUCUGCUGUCGGAGGACCUUCACUCGUGGCCAAGCUCACGUCCGGACGCAAGUUGCAGAAGUUCGGCCCAGGUGGACGACGGGACUUCGACGACACCCUGGGCCCGGAGGUGUGCGAGCGCGCGGGGCUCUUCCGACACCCAGACACUUGCGACAAGUUCUACGAGUGCUACUGGGACCGUUGGGUGGAGCGCUUCACUCUCCACGUCUUCGACUGCCCCAUCACCAUCGUCUAUGACUCUGGUAUCACAGCCUGCAACUGGCCCUUCAAUGGCCCCCCCUGCACCGACAAAACCCAUGCCUAAAUACCCACCCACAUUCACCCUACCCACAUCUCUGAUACAUACGCGAACCUCUAUGACAGUUGUCAUCACCAGCAGGCCUGAAGAGAGGAUGUCACUGGUGGUCUUUCCCGCGCUCUGUUCUCUCUUCACUCUGGCGUCUGGUUACAAUUUCGUGCCAUCAUAUACAUCAAUUAUGUAAACGAGAGUAAAUCCAGUAUUAUACCAUAUAAGUGGAUGCCACGAGAAUGGUCUUCGAUUCGUCUCUAUUGAAUUAAUGCCCAUAGUGAUCUUGUAUUUAUUGAACGCUAUUUAUUAUAUAUUUAUUUCAUGAUCCAAGAGGACCACCUUACUCUGGUCACUGGCGCGUCACCAGCAGCGGUGAGCGCACUGUCGGGAUUGCUGUGCCAAAAGGAAACUGCUCCUGCCAGUAUAGUGUUGCCUGUGCUGCAGGGGCGGGAGUGUUGCCUGUGCUGCAGGGGCGGGAGUGUUGCCUGUGCUGCAGGGGCGGGAGUAGAGGCCACCACCAUCACGCCGGCCCGGGACCCUCAACAAUUACCUUCUCUCACCAAUGAUGACUCUAGGCUCCCACCCAUGACACUCCCACGACUGUAGGAGCCCCCUCUUGAAGAGUUCUCUUGGGUAUCCCGGCCAGUGCGUUUAUUUGUCUAAAUUUUUUAAUCCGAGUAGUUUUCCUUGCCUCUAGACUACACGAAACAAGGUUCUUCUGCAGCCUACUACACUUAAGAGGCCUCGUAGGGGUGUCGCCCACCGGCCUCGCCUUCUGCAAGUUUCCUAUACUUUCUGCGUAACUUUAUGCGUGUGGGUAUUUAUUGUAUCUCUACUGGAGUUGAACGGACACAAAAUACAGUGUUCCGGUAGAGAUUGUGUUGCUUCUUUCUCUUAACUUGGGGUGAGGAUCUGCUGGGGUGCUUCUUAGGUCGUAGUCCUUACCAUAAACGUAGCCGUAGGUGGAGCCUAGUCUGGCACGCUAGAUGGCUCUAUGAGUGCCACUUCUGGCUCUGUGAGUGCCACUUCUGGCUCUGCAGUGAAGCUUCGUCAGACGCAGCUUCGCCGCAUGUUCCACUUAGGACUGUGCUUUAUGGUACCAGCAAUUGCGUCAUAACCUAAACGGGAUAACUUUAGCGGGCAAAUAGAUGGCUUACUAUCCAAUUAAAUAGCAGAUAUUAGCACUGUUCAGAAUAACAUGUAGCAAAUAAAAAAAUAUAUUUUUCCCGUCCCCCAAAAAAACUAUUCAAAUGUGAUACUUUUAUACCAUUUAAUAACUGGACGCGAAUUCUCACAGAAACAGCUGGAACUUUGCUUUGUAAAGUGUUGCCAACUUGGGACGAAAGCUUGUCAACCUUGUGGUGUAGGUCGCUUGUGUUAACAGCUUCAAUAACCAAGAUUCGUGAAGCAUUUACGCAUCCACUUACGAAACCUGUAAAUCAUUUAUCAAUAAUAACGGCAUUAUUAUUUAUUGAACAGUUUCGGAGCUUUGAAGCUCCAUAACCCAAGGUUAUUGCUCUUCUAAACUAACCUCGUAGUGUUUCAAAGCUCAUAAACUAUUUAACAAAUGUAAACAAAGCCGCUGAAAUUGAGAAAAGAUGAUGUAGAGGUUUCGUAAGAGGACGCGUAAUGCAUCGCCUCGCUCCCAACAAUAUUUUCUAUUCAUUGCAACCCGUGUGGGAUGCACACGACCACUAGGAGUCUUUAUCCUGCAAUACCUUUGGUCAAUGUCACAAUGUUGUACACUUACUUGUAAAGCACAAUUCGUCCUGAGAAAAUAUUGUAAUAUACUGUAAGUAAUAAUAAAGACGCCAAUAUUUAUUUAUA
Messenger RNA from Procambarus clarkii (red swamp crayfish), 12371 nucleotides. RefSeq lists its product as uncharacterized. Gene Ontology annotation, biological process: carbohydrate metabolic process. Gene Ontology annotation, cellular component: extracellular region. Gene Ontology annotation, molecular function: chitin binding. The record is from RefSeq and is a predicted model, not a curated record. Lineage: Eukaryota; Metazoa; Arthropoda; Malacostraca; Decapoda; Cambaridae.